This is a messenger RNA of Impatiens glandulifera, 1476 nucleotides long. Its product is annotated as origin of replication complex subunit 4. The record is from RefSeq and is a predicted model, not a curated record. Gene Ontology annotation, molecular function: DNA replication origin binding. Gene Ontology annotation, cellular component: nucleus; nuclear origin of replication recognition complex. The transcript has 16 exons. Bases 87 to 1343 code for a protein of 418 amino acids. Gene Ontology annotation, biological process: DNA replication initiation; DNA replication. Lineage: Eukaryota; Viridiplantae; Streptophyta; Magnoliopsida; Ericales; Balsaminaceae.
CCAUUUCUCACAUUAUCGGGUUUUCUAACUGCAGACUGAAGUUUCGUCAUUAUUGCCGAAGCUCUACGGAUUCUCAUCAAACGACAAUGGCAGACCGACUCAAACUGUCAUCGGAAUCCUUGAUUCUCCUUCGCAAAAGGAUUUGCGAUCCCAAAUUUAUCUUCUCCUUCUUCUCCGAUUCCCCCGAAAGCAACUACAGUAAGUUGAAGUUCAUUAUAUCAAGCUCUGUUUCCGAGGCUUGCAACAACUCAGUUCUACUCCUUGGUCCUCGUGGAUGUGGACAAAAUGAGAUACUGGAGCUUGUUCUUGAAGACAUACUCAAAGAUUAUCCAGAAAUGAUAUCGGUGAUUAAACUCGAAGGGCUUUUACACAGUGAUGAUAAUAGUGCAAUCAAGGAAAUUGCUAAUCAACUUUGUUUGGACAAUGAGUUAAUAUUCUCAAAAAUGGCAUCGUUUGAUGAAAACUCGCAGUUCAUGAUAGCCAUGUUAAGGGAAUGCGGAUUGGCUCAUAGAACGCUCAUUUUUAUACUGGAUGAGUUUGACUUGUUUGCACAGGGUAAACAAAAGUUGCUUUAUAGCUUGCUGGACGCGUUGCAAUCUAUUUCAUCGCAAGCUGUAGUUAUUGGUCUAAGUUGCCGACUGGAUGCUGAUCAGCUCUUGGAGAAGAGAGUAAGAUCUCGUUUCUCACAUCGAAAGUUGUUGUUCGUUCCCCCCUCGAAAGAAGACUCUUUAAGAUUGGUGGAGCAUGUUCUUUUACUUCCAAAGGACUCAAGUCUGCCUUCCCGCUAUGUAGAACAAUUUAAUCUCAAGCUUCAUAAAAUAUUAGAUGAUGAUAAAUUCAAACAAAUAAUUAAUAACUUAACAAGUAUUGAUUCAAGUUUCAGUCAUCUACUAAGAUUCUUGUUUCUCGCAGUUUCUGCAAUGGAUAUGAAAUCUGGAUUUUUGUCACUUGAUAACUUCAAUUCGGCUCUUUUAAGUUCCAAAAGGCAGCCAAAGCAGGAAUAUCUUAAUGAUUGCUCGAUUCUUGAACUCUACAUUCUAGUGUGCAUGAAGAGAUUAGAAAUCAAAGAGCAAGAGUCAUACAACUUCAACUCUAUCAUGAAAGAGUACAAAGACAUACAGAAUUCUUUUCAGACAUCAGAUUCUUAUUCGAGGCACGUCUGCUUAAGGGCGUUUGAGCAUCUUUUAGAAUGCGAACUAAUCGCUUUUGCAGACAACAGAAUAACCAACAUGUCUAUUGAAUUUCGCCCCGUCAAACUUCUUAUCUUUUCCCACGAGCUCUAUGAUGGCCUCAAGUCAUAUCGCUCCUGUCCGGUAAUUCUUCAGAAGCUACUUGACCGUUAAGUUGAACAUAGUUUGGAUCAGAACAACUGCAAUGAAUUGUAAUAUUUUAAGGUAACAAAUGAAAUAUGUAGUGCAAAUGUCUUAAUGUAUUACAAAAGCAAAUUAUAAAAUACAUAUUUAUUAUUAUUAUUAU